Molecule: messenger RNA, 3718 nt
Organism: Gadus chalcogrammus (walleye pollock)
Lineage: Eukaryota; Metazoa; Chordata; Actinopteri; Gadiformes; Gadidae
Gene: erc2
Product: ELKS/RAB6-interacting/CAST family member 2
Exons: 19
Coding region: 116-3595 (1159 amino acids)
Biological process (GO): regulation of synaptic plasticity; neuromuscular synaptic transmission; maintenance of presynaptic active zone structure
Cellular component (GO): cytoskeleton of presynaptic active zone
Molecular function (GO): structural constituent of presynaptic active zone
Source: RefSeq, a predicted model, not a curated record
ACCUGUUCUUGCAUGAAUUAAAGCAGUCCUAUGCAAUUAAGCAAGCAGGAGCAGUCUCACUUCAGCGUUCCCCUGGCAAGGACCCCCUGGUGGCAACAUCCACCUUACCCAGGACAUGUACGGCAGUGCCAGGGCAGUAGGCCAUAUAGAGAGCAGCCCCGCACGGUCCCCGCGCCUGCCCAGGUCCCCCCGAUUGGGCCACCGGAGGGCCAACAGCGGGGGCGGGGGUGGUGCGGGGGGCAAGACGCUCUCCAUGGAGAACAUCCAGUCCCUCAAUGCGGCCUACGCCACCUCGGGGCCCAUGUACCUGAGCGACCACGAGGGCGUGGGCUCCACUGCCACCUACCCCAAGGGCACCAUGACCCUGGGGAGAGCCACCAGCCGGGCCAUGUACGGGGGCCGCGUGACAGCCAUGGGCAGCAGCCCCAACAUUGCUUCAGUGGGGCUGCCCCACGCUGACCUUCUGUCUUACAGUGACCUGGGCUCCCUCUCCAUGCUGCAGCACCACCACCACCACCAGGGGGUGCCGUCGGCCCUGCUGAGGCAGGCGGUGCGGAGCAGUGGGGGCGAGCUGCUGGAGAUGCAGGCCCAGUUCAGGGACAUGCAGAGGGAGAACGAGCUGCUGCGCAGAGAGCUUGACCUGAAGGACAGUAAGCUGGGCUCCUCCACCAACAGCAUCAAGAGCUUCUGGAGCCCCGAGCUCAAGAAGGAACGGAUCAUGCGGAAGGAGGAGGCCGCUCGGACGUCCAUCCUGAAGGAGCAGAUGAGGGUGACUCAUGAGGAGAACCAGCACCUCCAGCUGACCAUCCAGGCCCUGCAGGACGAGCUGCGGACCCAGAGGGACCUGAACCACCUCCUGCAGCAGGAGACGGGCCGGCCCGGGGACCACUUCUCCUCCAUCGAGCUCAACGAGGAGAACUUCCGCCGGCUGCAGGCCGAGCACGACCGGCAGGCCAAGGAGCUCUUCCUGCUCAGGAAGACCCUGGAGGAGAUGGAGCUGCGGAUCGAGACCCAGAAGCAGACGCUGGGCGCCCGCGACGAGUCCAUCAAGAAGCUGCUGGAGAUGCUGCAGAGCAAGGGGCUGGCGGGGGGCCGCGGCAUGGAGGAGGAGGAGCAGGAGAGGGCCCGGCGCAUCGCCGAGGCCGAGGCCCAGCUGGGACACCUGGAGGUCAUCCUGGACCAGAAGGACAAGGAGAACAUCCACCUCAGAGAGGAGCUACACAGGAGAAAUCAGCUGCAUCAAGACCCGGGCAAAACCAAGGCUCUGCAGACCAUCAUCGAGAUGAAGGACACCAAGGUAGCGUCGCUGGAGCGCAGCCUGCGGGACCUGGAGGACGAGAUCCAGAUGCUGAAGGCCAGCGGCCUGCUGAACACGGAGGACCGUGAGGAGGAGAUCAAGCAGAUGGAGGUCUACAAGAACCACUCCAAGUUCAUGAAGUCCAAGAUCGACCAGCUCAAACAGGAGCUGUCGAAGAAGGAGUCUGAGCUGCUGGCCCUGCAGACCAAACUGGAGACCCUGAACAACCAGAACUCGGACUGCAAGCAGCACAUCGAAGUGCUCAAAGAGUCUCUCACUGCCAAAGAGCAACGUGCAGCCAUCCUGCAGACAGAGGUGGAUGCUCUGCGUCUGCGUCUGGAGGAGAAGGAGUCCUUCCUGAGUAAGAAGACCAAGCAGCUUCAGGACAUGACUGAGGAGAAGGGCACCCUAACCGGCGAGAUCAGGGACAUGAAAGACAUGCUGGAGGUCAAGGAGAGGAAGAUCAAUGUGCUACAGAAGAAGAUUGAGAACCUCCAGGAGCAGCUGAGGGAUAAGGACAAGCAGCUGGGGAACCUGAAGGACCGCGUCAAGUCCCUGCAGACCGACUCCAGCAACACGGACACGGCGCUGGCCACCCUGGAGGAAGCGCUGUCCGAGAAGGAGCGGAUUAUCGAGCGUCUAAAAGACCAAAGAGAAAGGGAAGACAGGGAACGCUUGGAAGAGGUGGAGUCGUAUAAGAAGGAGAACAAGGACUUCAAGGAGAAGAUCAACACCCUGCAGCUGGAGCUCACAGAGAAGGAGUCCAACCUCAUCGAUCUGAAAGAUCAUGCUUCCUCGCUGGCCACCUCCAGCCUGAAGAAGGACUCUAAGCUCAAGACGCUGGAGAUGGCCAUUGAGCAGAAAAAGGAGGAGUGUAGUAAGUUGGAGACCCAGUUACAAAAGAAGGCCCAUGAGGUGGAUCACUGCGGCCCCAGAGGGACCUCGGACUACCUGGAGCGGGUGAGGCUGCUGGAGAAGGAGGUGUCCUACUACAAGGAGGAGUCGGUCAAGGCCCAGGCGGAGACAGAGCGCCUGCUGGACAUCCUGCGGGAGGUGGAGACGGAGAAGAACGACAAGGACAAGAAGAUUGCUGAGCUGGAGAGCCCCCCUCCUCCGUCCUCUGUCCCCCGCCCCGCCCCCCGUCCCGGGGGCAGAGCUCCCCCCGCCCUUGACCCCCCUGUGACCGCGCCUCCCCAGCAGAUAGGGGGCAUGGUGUGGGAUUUCCUGGGAAAACAAGGAGGCAAAGAGCAAACUAAAAAGGGCCCAAACAUUAAACUGGGAACCAAAGUGGACAAGAAGGGCAUGGGACAAGACCUCCGCAAAGACGGUACCAUGGACCACUUGAAGCUGGAGGAGCUGAUGGGCACUCUGGAGAGGACCAGGCAGGAGCUGGACGCCACCAAGCAGCGGCUCUCCUCCACGCAGCGGUCCCUGCAGGAGAGGGACGGCGUCCUCUGCAGUGUUGUCGUCCCGCAGCACUGCAUAGAGGGGGGGGGCACGGAGCGCCGCUCGCAGCUGGAGGAGAUCCUGGAGAUGAAACAAGAAGCCCUGCUAUCGGCUAUCAGCGAGAAGGAUGCCAACAUUGCCCUGCACGAACUAAAUGCCCCUAAUAAUAAGAAGAGCCAAGAGGAGUUGCUCUAUCUGAAGAAGGAGAAGGACAGACUGAUGCACCAGCUCAAACAGCAGACGCAGAGCAGAAUGAAGCUCAUCACUGACAACUAUGAGGACGAACACUACCACGCCAACAGCCCCCACGCCCCCCCGCCCCAACCCACUACCCCCACGCCCCCCAGCCCCUCUACCCCCACGCUCCCCACGGACAGCACGCCCAGCCCCCGGCCCAGCACCCACACACACAGCAGCCCCCGCCGGGGCACCCGCAGCCACACCCACCGCAGCACCCCCAAGGGCACCCACAGGGGCACCCCCAAGGGCACCCCCAAGGGCACCCCCAGGGGCACCCCCAAGGGCACCCCCAAGGGCACCCACAGCACACCCAACACCCACAACAGCACCCACAACAACACCCACAACAGCACCCUCAACAGCACCCACAACAUCCCCAACAGCACCCGCAGCACCAACAGCAAUACCCUCAGCAGCACCCUCCACCCCACCAGCGCCACAGGGCCUCACCCCCAGCACCCGCACCCCCAGCACCCUCCGCACGCACCCACACAUUCCCAGCACCCGCGACACCCGGCGCCGCAUCACCGCGGGGGGCCCAACCGCGGACCACCCCAUGCUGGCCACCGGCCCGCCCCCGACCAGGACGAUGAGGAGGGCAUCUGGGCAUAAUCUGUACCGGGACCACCAAAGCACCAGGAUCUGAAGGGAGGAUUGAGUCACUAUUGGAGGAGCACCGUUCUGCCAUGAUGAUAAAACACAUUGACUACCUGACCAAACCUUUAUUGAUUUCAC